This is a messenger RNA of Erinaceus europaeus (western European hedgehog), 4563 nucleotides long. It is a transcript of the gene IRF8, whose product is annotated as interferon regulatory factor 8. Lineage: Eukaryota; Metazoa; Chordata; Mammalia; Eulipotyphla; Erinaceidae. Gene Ontology annotation, molecular function: RNA polymerase II cis-regulatory region sequence-specific DNA binding; protein binding; DNA-binding transcription factor activity, RNA polymerase II-specific. The record is from RefSeq and is a predicted model, not a curated record. Gene Ontology annotation, cellular component: nucleus. Gene Ontology annotation, biological process: regulation of transcription by RNA polymerase II; immune system process. The transcript is spliced from 9 exons. The coding region runs from base 58 to 1338 and encodes 426 amino acids.
GCCAGCGUGGGAACUCAGGUGGCGAGCUCGAACCCGGGCGGCGUCCCGGGCAACAGGAUGUGUGAUCGAAACGGGGGCCGGAGGCUUCGGCAGUGGCUAAUUGAGCAAACUGACAGUAACAUGUACCAAGGACUGAUUUGGGAAAAUGAUGAGAAGACCAUGUUCCGGAUUCCCUGGAAACAUGCCGGCAAACAAGAUUAUAAUCAGGAAGUGGAUGCCUCUAUUUUCAAGGCCUGGGCAGUGUUUAAAGGGAAAUUUAAGGAAGGGGACAAAGCUGAACCAGCCACUUGGAAGACAAGGCUACGUUGUGCUUUGAACAAGAGCCCAGAUUUUGAGGAAGUGACAGACCGGUCUCAGCUGGACAUUUCUGAGCCAUACAAAGUUUACCGCAUCAUCCCAGAAGAAGAGCAAAAGUGCAAAUUAGGAGUGGCAACUUCCGUUGGCAUGAACGAAGUCACUGAGAUGGAGUGCAGGCGCUCUGAAAUUGACGAGUUGAUCAAGGAGCCUUCCGUGGAUGGUUACAUGGGGAUCGUGAAGAGAAGUCCUUCCCCGCCGGAGGCCUGCAGGACACAGCUCCUCCCUGAGUGGUGGGCGCAGCAGCCAAGCUCAGCAGGCCUACCGCUGGUGCCAGGCUAUUCAGCCUAUGACAUACACCAUUCAGCCUUCUCUCAGAUGGUCAUCAGCUUCUACUAUGGGGGCAAGCUGAUGGGUCAGACCACCACCACCUGCCCCAAGGGCUGCCAGUUGUCACUGAGCAACCAGGUCCUGCCCACGAUCAAGUUGUACAGCCCUGAGGGCAUGGAGCUGGUGUACUUCCCGCCGGCGGACCUCAUCUCCAGUGAGCGGCAACGCCAAGUGACGAAGAAGUUGUUCGGGCACCUAGAGCGUGGUGUGGUGCUGCACAGCAGCCGGCAGGGUGUGCUGGUCAAGCGGCAGUGCCAGGGCCGUGUGUUCUGCAGUGGCAAUGCUGUGCUCUGCAAGGACCGGCCUAACAAGCUGGAGCGGGACAAGGUGGUCAAGAUCUUCGAUACCACCCAGUUCCUGAGAGAGCUCCAGCAGUUCUAUAACAGCCAGAGCCGGCUCCCUGACAGCAGAGUGGUGCUGUGCUUUGGGGAGGAGUUUCCAGAUGUGAUCCCAAUGCGCUCCAAACUCAUUCUUGUGCAGAUUGAACAGGUGUAUGCCCAGCAGCUGGUGGAAGAAGCAAGAAAAAACUGUGGAGUGGGAACCCUGGUGCAGCCUGAGGAUCCACAGUCAGAUCAUGUCUUCCGGGUGUUUCCAGAUAUAUGUGCUUCACACCAGAGACCCUUUUUCAGAGAAAACCAGCAGAUCACAGUUUAAGUCCUAGGCCACCCCCACCCCCCACCCCGCACACAUACACCCAGGUCUCGCAUUUCUUCAUUACAAUUACUGUUGUAAUUAUUUAAGGAUGUGGGUUUUUGGACCCAGGUGGGACCACCUCGCUCUGCUCUUAAUUUAGUAAGGGCAUGCACAGAGGACUCCAUCUUGUAGCCAUGCGUUCCCCUGCUCAGAUGCAAAGGCUGAAACUUAACCAGCUAACUGGUCUGGAUGCUGUCACUGCAACACAGAUACAAACAUGUACUUGUUGCAUUCUACUCUAAUGAUCAUUAGUUGCCUAGAGUCUGUCAACCAUUGGGGGCUACUUUUAGGGGUGGGGAAGACUUGGAAUAUUACCAGCAGGUAGCUGCUUCUGGGACCCAAACUCAGUGUGUAAUAACAACUUGUGAGAAGAAGACUAUUCUUGCCUUUAUCUUUUGUCAGAGCAACAGAUUUAUGAUUCCAUAGAUUUGGUUAGAUGUAAAGUGUCUUUUUGCUUGGAAGUCUGUUCAUAGGAUUUAAAAAUGGACAUUAGUCUCUGUUUCAUUAAGUGACAACUAAACUCUUAGCUUGAUAGAAGGGUCUAUGCCGGGGGCUGGGUGAUAGUGCACCUGGUUAAGUGCACAUAGUACAAAGUGCAAGGACUGGUGCAAGGAUCCCGGUUGGAGCCUCUGGCUCCCCACCUGCAAGGGGUCACUGCAAGCAGUGAAGCAAGUCUGCAGGUGUCUAUCUUUCUCUCCCCCUCUCUGUCUUCCCCUCCUCUCUCAAUUUUUCUCUGUGCUAUCCAACAACAGCAACAGCUACAACAACAAGGGAAAAAAGAUGGCCACCAGGAGCAGUGGAUUCGUAGUACAGGCACUGAGCCCCAGCAAAAACCAUAGAGGCAAAAAAAAAAAAAGUAUCUAUUCAUCCUAGAAUUUGGGGUUGGGACAGAAUCCCAUCACAAAAUGAACUGGUAUAUUUUUAUCUGUGGAUGAUGAGAACAUUCUCUUUUCACCUAUGUUGCCAGGAAACUUAGAACUGAAUUUAUUAUUAUUUUUUAAAUCAAACCACUGAAAUACCUCUCUCUUUUCUUCUUCCCACAUGCUUUUGACCUGCUUUAGAAAUGCUUGUAUUUUAAAUUGCCCCAUUGUAAACUGCUUUGAAUCUUUUCUUUCUUCUUUUUUAAUAAAGCGGGCAGAAUAUAAAGCCCCAGUUAAAAAAUAUUCAAUAAUUAUGGCCUGGACAAGUAUGUUGGAUGUACUUUUGAUCUGCUCAGAUCUAUCCCUUAGCUAUUGGUGUUUCAUGUGUGGUGUGGUGGGAUGUACUGAUGGGUGGGUGGGCCAGUGGUGGUGGUGGUGGUAAUGUAUUAUUUCUAUUGCCUUGACUGUGGGAUGGACUCUGGUGGGAAGAAUGCCUAUUAGUACUUUCUGGGAUUCAAAGUGGUUCUGCUCCACUCUGAACUCUGCUCUGCAAUAGAGAUAAGUUCUACACAGUGAUUUUCCAGGGGAAAAGCCCCCGUGGUAGUCCUGGAGGUACCUGCCUGUUUUCUAGAAAGUCAGAUGCAUUUCACUGUCCUGGAACAUGUCAACAUGUUUACCUAAAUCUGACACUGAUCAGAAACUGGGGACAGAGGAUUUAAAUGAUGGCUCAGAGGGCUGGCAAAAUAGAUCACUUGGAUAGUGUGCUGCUUUGCCAUGUAUGAGACUCAGGUUUGAGCCCAACCCUGGCCCCCACCACAUAGAAGGAAACCUUGGUGUUGCCUCUCUGUCCGUUUCUCCAAGAAGUAAAAAAUAAAAUAAAAUGUUGACUUGAUAUAAAGGCCAGGGGUGGGGGUGGGGAUGUCCAUGCCUUCCCACCAAUCUCCCAAUGUGUGGGGUGAUGUACCUCCAAGCCAAUUUAGCUUUUUUUUUUUUUCCUAAAAAAAAAAAAGACCACGUUUUGUCAGGUUAGAUUGUUCCUUAUCUCAAGUGGUGUGCCUGGGAUAUGCUGGAGGAGACUGGUCAUGAUUGGAUGCCCUCAUGUGUGUCCUGUGGGCAGAGUUUGAUGAAUUUUCCAAAUUGGUUCCAUAGUUGUAGUUGGUGUAGACACCAGGCAGUUUGGGAGAGGGCUUGGGGUGAAUCUGAGGUGGGGAUCUUCUCUCUUCUCCUUCAUACUCAUUCUGACCACCACCAUCACUGACUGAGAAUCUUACACUGUGAGGGGAAAUGUUCUCAUCUGCCCAUCUGCAUUUUGAGAAGUAGGGAUGAGUUGGGACUUAGGGAACAGUUGGGAGCCAAGAUCACCCCAAUUCAGUCAACCUGAGCUUCACAGCCAUGAUUCUCUUAUUUAUAAUCAGACAUGAAGAAUGCCAUUGACUUUUCCCACUUGCUUUGCUAUGAAGGUGCUGCUGGCAUAGCAGGAGUGAGAUUUACCAAUUAAAGGUCUUUUUUAAAUUGUAGUUAUUGUUGUUGUUAUUGAUGUCAUUGUUGUUGGGUAGGACAGAGAGAAAUGGAGAGAGGAGGUGAUAUCAGAGAGGGAAAGAGAAAGACAGACCUGCUUCACUGCUUGUGAAGCGACUCCCCUGCAGGUGGGGAGCCGGGGGCUCAAACCCAGAUCCUUAAGCUGGUCCUUGCCCUUUGCGCCACCUGCGCUUAACCAGCUGUGGUACCGCCCGACUCCCCAAUUAGAGGUCUUUUAAUGUGCCUGCAUUCACAUGUGAAUACAGGAAGUCUUCAGUUAAAAUGGUACUUGCUCAGGACCCAGAGAUGGCUCUUCCAGUAGAAAGCAUACUUUGCCAGGUAUCAUGAGGAUGCAGGUUCAACUCCCCAGCCACCUCAUGGGAGCAUGCAAAGGGGAAGCUUUAUAAGUGAGGGAGCAGUGCUCUGGUGUCUUUCCUACUUACUCUCCUUUUUAUCCUCUAUCUUAAAAAAAAAAAAUCCAUCAGAAGUGAAGACAGGCUUGAAAACCCUCAACCAAACCAAACCAAACCACCACCACAGUAACAACAACACAACAAACAAAAACAAAACAAAAAGUCAAAUGGCAUUUCUCCCUUGAUCAACACAACUAAGGAAGUAUUGUAUUUUUAAGGAUAACAGUUCUUUUCUGAGAUUUUCACAAGAUAGUGAUAGGCUCUUGUCUUUAGUUCCAAUGGAUGCUAAGUCACACAUCUGUAACAUGCUUAAUGAAUAUUUAUUUUUGUGUCCUUUUAAAAGGUAUAUUAAUCUUUUUAUUUUUGUUAAAAUUAAAGUUUUUUUAAAAAACAAA